GCCGUACGCGACGACGCAGCCCUCUUCCUGCAGCGCGGCGUUAGCCGGGUAACGUGGUAAUGUUGCUGCUCGAGAGUCUCAAGUUGUAACCGGCGGUGGUGAAUUAUCAUUGUGCUGGUCUGCUGUAUCCAUCUUGAUGCAACCUUGUGUCUGAAAAUACACCAGUCUCUGACACCAGACCCUAAAACUGAGGUCAAAGAUGACUGAUCCAGAUGUUGUGACUGAGGUGCCUGCAGCUUUGAAACGUCUUGCCAAAUAUGUUGUAAGAGGAUUUUAUGGGCUGGAACAUGCACUGGCCUUGGAUAUCCUCAUUAGAAACCCCUGUGUCAAAGAGGAGGACAUGCUGGAGCUGCUGAAAUUUGACCGCAAACAACUGCGAGCAGUCUUGAACACAUUGAAAAAUGACAAAUUUAUUAAAAGUAGAAUGCGAGUUGAAACUGCUCCAGAUGGUAAAACUACAAGACACAAUUAUUACUUCAUAAACUACCGCCUUCUCGUCAACGUGGUGAAGUACAAACUUGACCACAUGAGGCGUAGGAUUGAAACUGAUGAACGCGAUUCCACCAACAGGGCCUCUUUUAAAUGUCCCACCUGUUUCAACACAUUCACAGAUCUGGAAGCAAACCAACUAUUUGAUCCAAUGACAGGAACAUUCCGAUGCACCUUCUGUCACACUGAGGUGGAAGAGGAUGAAUCUGCAUUACCAAAGAAGGAUGCCAGAACACUGUUGGCAAGAUUUAAUGAACAGAUUGAACCAAUCUAUGCUCUAUUGCGAGAAACUGAAGAUGUUAAUUUGGCCUAUGAAAUCCUGGAGCCAGAACCAACAGAAAUUCCAUCGCUUAGGGCAAGUCAACGGGCACUUGGGGCUGGCAGUGGAGCUACACACCUUCAAAAAGAAUCAUGGGCAAACAAAGGGCCUACGUAUGAGGAUCUCUACACUCAGAAUGUCAUCAUUAACAUGGAAGAACAUGAUGCUCAGCAUAAAAUUGUAUCUGAUGGAAAGCCUGCUAAAGAGAGACCAAUCUGGAUGAGGGAGAGCACUGUCCGAGGAAGCUUUAAAGAUUUAGAAGAAGUGGAAGGUAAUAAUGAUGUUGACUCAUGCCAUGAUCGUGAGGGGAAGGGGAAUCCAAUGGAAGCAAAUGAAGAAGUCAUGCAAACCCUGCUAAUCCAUGAAAAGAAGAGUACAUCUGCAACCGUGGCUGCAGCUGCUGCAAUCCCAACUUCAAAUGCCAGUGAUUCAGAAAGUGAUACUAGUGAAUCAGAGGAUGAAUCACCUCGGCCACAGGCACCUGCAGUGUCAUUCCCAGCAGCAGCAGCAGCAGAAGAUGAUGAAGAGUUUGAAGAAGUGGAGGAUGAGCCAAUUGUGAUGGUAGCAGGUCAGCCAUAUUCAUAUAGCCAGGUCAGCCAAUGCGUUGAGCUAGUGGCACAGAUGACUGCUGAAGAGAAGGAAGCAUAUAUUGCCAUGGGGCAAAGAAUGUUCCAGGAGAUGUAUGACUGACCAUUGUCACAAUACAAUAACAUUUUAAAAGUCACAAUCAUAGAUUUUCUAAGGUUUUACUAGUCAGUGUUUCCACAAUUUUAAUUGUAUCUGCCAAAUUGUUAAGAGAUCGCAUUGCUUUCUAAACAAAAUUACAGGCUGGAUUUUAGAAGUAUUUCAAAUCAUAAGUAUUAUUUUUAAGAGAUUAAAAGGAUGCAGCGCCCAGUUAAUUUUAAAGCUGUGUACUUCAAGGAUUCUUAUUUUUAUCGCAUUUUUCCCUCCUGUCUAGGUGACACUGAACUUCAUGAAACACCCUUUGAGCCAGUAUAGUUGAAUGAGGCAAUGAUACAACUUGUUCAACUAAGAAAAGAUGUUUUUCUGCGUAGUGUCUUGGCCUUGCCAAGUAGAAAUAUGACCCCCUUGUGCUCCAUUAAGCUUUGUGGAUAAUUACCGAUAAAACUUGCCCAUCUGUGAAAACGGGCAAAUUUUUAAGUGUUGAACAGCAAUGAGAUUCAAGCUUAGAAGCUGUUGGUUAUAAAUUAGUAGCUUAUUCACUUGAACUACCAAAUUCAGCAGCAAAUCAUCAAAUCAAACAAAAUAUUUGCCCCAUGGUACAAAAUUUGUUUUUAGUUCUUUAUAAAACUUUGUUUUAACAUUUGCAAUAAACAAGACUGAGAGCAGACAGACUUGUUAAAACUGGGUGAGCUAUGUCACUGCAGAGGAACUGUAAAUUAAUUGUGUUUCUCAUAUUUGCAGAUAAAGUCAAUAUGGAUUGAAAUUGUUAAAAUAUUUCAUUAAAUAUUAUCAAUCUAAUUGCUCCCGUUCCCUACCAAGCAGAACAGAAAUGUUCCAGAUUAAAUUUUCAACUGUUGUUGAGUUAGUUGAUCUUAGCUGAAACAGUAGAUAAGAUGUCUAAUUAGCUAGGGCUCUGCAGCUAAAUUAUCUGAAAAUCAGCUAAAGCUUCUGCUUCUGAUCCUGACUCAGCUGUCUUUACUGAAAGUGCAUAGGUCUGGAGGACAGGUGAGGAUUAGGACCAGUUGAAAUGUCCUCUCUAGUCAGACAGCUCCUAAUGUUUAGUGUCAAGGUGUGGAUACUUAGCGAUGGUUGUUAGCUUGGAAUUUUACCAUUGGAAGUUAUUACCUUCAGGAAAGAAGGGGAGAAGAAUUAAUCACAUGAUUUUGUUUGUAUCUAAGCAAAAUGAGUAGCUUUUAUUUGAAAUGAAAAUAUUAUAGAGUAAGGCAGUUUUAAAAUCAGCUGGACAAGUGCCAAACCAUUGUGACUCUGUCAUAAGUAUCAGGGACAAAGCUUAAAUUCUUACACUGUCUGAAAGUUUGAAUUAGCACCUUCCUGACUGUUUGUUUUUGUAUCAUCUAUUGUAAACAAUUUAAUUUCUAUGUGAAACUAGGUCAUUUUCUGAAGCUGGUAAUGCGCUUUGUCUUAUGAUACAUAAUAGUCAUAAAAAGGCACCAAUGCCACUUCUCCCAGUUUCUUUUGCUUGCAAUGUCUUUUGCUUUCUCAAGCUCCAGCAGCAGAACUUUGUUUCAUGUUUCAAAAUAGUUCAGUCGAGUUUAUUCUCUUGGUAUCUAUGCAGCAGAUGAUUAGUGUAAAGUUAAUUUUUUAAAGUUUUAACAGAUUGAAAUACUGUACUCUAAAUUGAAAAUGCUAGAAAUACUCAGAUCAGGCAGCAUCUUCGGAGAAAACAAAAUCUGGCACAUUUACUUGUUUUUCCACUUGCUGUCUAAUCAAAUGAGCAUUACCAGCAUUUUGUACAUUAAUUUAAAAUUUCCAACAUCUGCAGUAUUUUGCUAUUGUUUUAGCUAUUCUAAUUUAUCUGUUCUGGAAAAAGAAAUGUACGCCUUAACCUUCAUUUGUGUGUUCCAUCAUGUUUUUGCUUACAUCAGAAUCAAUGUAAUCUAAGUCUUUAUGUAACUCAUUAGAGCCCAUAGCAACAUGCACCAUCUUAUUGGGAAUCGUUUUGAAUGUCAGACAGAUGUUGUAAUUGGGGAUCUGCAGUUUAGUUUUGCAGCCAGAGUAAUAUGACAGCCUAUAAAAAGUGAAAGGAAAUCUCGUCCGCUCUUAAUCUUUAGAUCUCCUGAAAUCUACACUGGUUGGAUGAAACUCAUAGAGGGUCAUGGAAAUAUACAUAAUGGAAAACUAGAAGAUGUAUUUGCCAAGUCAUAACUGUUUAAGUAAUGUCAAAAAAGCUUUUCUAACAGGGAAGAGAUGAUGUAUUAUAGAGUAUUGUCACAUUAUGCAAUGUAUUUUUAUUACUGUUCAUCAGUCCAGUGAAUACUUGAGAUGGAUUACAAUGCUGUAAUCUAAUUCAGAAGAUUCAGGUUAAAACUAAACUGGGAGAGAUCCUGAUCUAGUGAUAUAAUCUGAAUCCUGGAAACACGUCUUUGAAUUAGCACCUUCCUGACUGUUUUUGUAUCAUCUAUUCUAAACAAUUUAAUUUCUAUGUGAAACUAGGUCAUUUUCUGAAGCUGGUAAUGCGCUUUGUCUUAUGAUACAUAAUAGUCAUAAAAAGGCACCAAUGCCAAAUCUCCCAGUUUCUAAGAAACUCUUCAUGGAUUGCAAGGAAGCAUUCUUUUCUGAUCUUAUAAAUAGUCACACCUGUGCAGUGAAGUGUAUGUUGCUCUUUUCAUGCAUGAACCAGCCACUGUUAAGUGCUGUUAGCAAAGCAAUAUUUAUUGUAUGGGUGUCUACGCUUCGUGAUUUGCAGACAUUAUUGUUUCCAUUUGUCAUAAAUAUUAGAUGUGAAGGGUAAUAUUCAGCCUUUCCCUUUUAAUUCAAUGGUUAAGUCAAAUUCUUCAAUGAUUACAUUUCUUUACAAAUAACAAUUUUGUAUCAUAUAUGUGUAUUUAAUUGGAUAUUACUGAAUUGUUCAUUCUUUCACACAAAAUUUCCUUUCAGGUUAGUUUUCCACUGUUGCCAUCCAUGGAAUAAAUCAGUUCCACUGUUAUUUUUCUAUGAUUCUUUCACUAGUGUACAAAAUUACCAAAUAGUCCAUUGGUGCUGUUCUAAUAUCAACAUAUUGUGAGCUUAAUGCCUGAAAGGAAUAAAAUCUGCAUGGAAUUAUUUAACAACUGCUGAUUGUUCAAUUAACUGAUCAAUGCCUCUGAUCUAUAUUUUUGAGGGGAAGAUAUCUAGACUAGCCAAGAAUUAAGAAUCCAGGCAAGUCUGAUGGGCAUGGGAAAUUUUGAGUCUGCUGGAGUAUGUAGAUAACCUACUAGCAGCAUCCAGUGGCAAACAUCAAGAACUGCAGUGACAGAGUACAUUGCUGCUCUUUACUGCAGUCUUGCACAAAUUAAAUACAUGUCACAAAGUCAUUUGGAUUUUUUUUUAUGCAGCUAAAUCGAAUGCUUUAGUCUCAUUCCAAUAAAAAUUGGCCCUAAUACUGUGCAUGCAGAAUACAAUUACCAUUUACAAUUUUAGAUUGUACCAUACUAUCAAAUGAAUAAAUGUAAGCAGCUAGUUUUAAGAUCAUAAAAGCAGAUUUCUGUCUUCCUUCCUGAUAGAAAAAAAUGAAAAGCACAGUUUCUGUAACACUCAGUCCACGUCACUGGAAAUGCAUUCUGACAAAAAAUGUUGGAAACACUCAACAAGUCUGGCUGCAUCUUUGAAGAAUGAACCAGAAUUAUGGUUUCAGAUUUUCUCAAACAUUACAUCUCUUUAUUUUUCAAACAGCACCAUAGAAUGAAAGUGAAUCAAUUUCAGUUGUGCUUACUCUUGUGCUUAGACAUGAUUUACCAUUAUAGAUGUACAUGGAUCCAAGAGAAUUGAAAACUUAUUUGGAUGAUUGGAUGUAUAGUUUCUUCUUAGUGUGUAAGCCAGAAGCUUGUUCUGCUAUAUAACUCCUCCAUGUACGAAAUCAUUGUUUACAACUGUACUAGAUUAUCAGGAACAGGACACAUUCUCAGGCAGGAAAUAAAUAAAGGACCCAUUUGAAAAAGAUCUGGGGAAAAGAGACUUCUUCCUAAUUUCACCUCAUGUCCAAAGUCGUUAAUAAAUUGUUACUCAGCUUAAUGUUCAUGUCUAUCAGAACUGGUAAAUUAUUCACACUUAAAAAUGAAAUUGUGCUAUUUAAAAAAAUAUCCUUUUAGAACCAAAACCAUAACCAGUGUAUUUUACAUGGUG
Messenger RNA from Stegostoma tigrinum, 5614 nucleotides. It is a transcript of the gene gtf2e1, whose product is annotated as general transcription factor IIE, polypeptide 1, alpha. The transcript is spliced from 6 exons. Gene Ontology annotation, cellular component: transcription factor TFIIE complex. Gene Ontology annotation, biological process: transcription initiation at RNA polymerase II promoter; transcription open complex formation at RNA polymerase II promoter. The record is from RefSeq and is a predicted model, not a curated record. NCBI's taxonomy places the organism in Eukaryota, Metazoa, Chordata, Chondrichthyes, Orectolobiformes, Stegostomatidae. The coding region runs from base 200 to 1498 and encodes 432 amino acids.